Messenger RNA from Durusdinium trenchii, 1191 nucleotides. The record is from the annotation of a GenBank genome assembly. Lineage: Eukaryota; Dinophyceae; Suessiales; Symbiodiniaceae.
AUGCUACGAUGGAUACCAUUAGCCCGCCGUCAUUGCAGAGUUCACGGCAGGCACUGCAGGCUGCAGGUCCACCGACCAACUCUUGCAGGCCUUCCUCUUGGCGUGCGCGCUGCGAGGACAAGUCGUUCCAGGGAAGCUGACACUCGCAGCGGCUUGGGUCGCCUGGCUCCUCCACGCAUGGAUGGCCUUGGCAGAGAACCCACCAUGGAGGAAGCAGAUGAGCAGGAGCCCCAAGAUCAAGACAUUUUCGAUGAAGAGGCGGCACUGCAAUUGCGACCUGCAGCACCAAUCUUCCACAAGCACGCGGAGGAGCCAAUGCCACUAGAUGCUAUGGAGAUAGAGGAGGAUGCAGACCCGCCCAGCAUCGACAUGCGAGGCCUCAAGCGCUUGCGGCCGACAGAGGAACGCUUGGCACGUGUACCCCUGGGGUGGCUGGAUCGCCUUGCAGAGGUGGCCAAAGCUGAGCAGUCGGGAGAGAGCCGAGAUGCCGACAAGGAUGAGAAACAGGGCAGACAAAGCAGGCGGAAGGGGCAGUUCGAGUUUAAUGAUGAGGAACCAAUCCGAGUACGAGUACUGGAUGUUGAUGCCAUAUCCUUGGAAGAGCUUCAUCGCGCCUUCAUGUACACGCUGGUGCGUCGUCGCCCUGCCGAGGUCUGUGUGAGGAUUGCCUCGAGACUGGCGCAGUUUCGAGACAAACCAGGGCAAACUGCGUACCAGAACUUGUUGCGCGAUACCACAAAAUUAUUUGGCUCCACUCACGGGCCUGAGCUGACAGCCCUUUUCACGCGCUGCCACGCCACCAUCUCGGUGCCUUUCAUGCUGGACUACACGCGUCAGUAUGGGAAUUUCUCCAGAGCUUUUCUGGCUGCACAGGUGGAGAAAAGCCUUAGACCAGGUUUCUUUGACUUCAUGCGCUAUGAAGGCCAAGGAGGCGUGCGGCCGCUGCCUUUGGUAAUCUCGAAACCCUGGUCACUUCAAGCCUACACUAGGCUCAUGAGCAAGAGCUAUUUGAAGAGCCGCCUUUACGAACAACUCAAACUGCAUGGACACGUUCCUGACCUGGAUGAAGACACGGACCCAGACACUUGGACUUCUCCCUCCACCCUAUGCUCUCGAAUUCUGGGUGCCAAUGUUUUGUCGGAUCAACUGAUUGCCAGGGCGGGCCUGGUACGUAGCUGCCUUUGUAGAUGA